Molecule: messenger RNA, 2421 nt
Organism: Chanos chanos (milkfish)
Lineage: Eukaryota; Metazoa; Chordata; Actinopteri; Gonorynchiformes; Chanidae
Product: protocadherin gamma-A2-like
Exons: 2
Coding region: 1-2421 (806 amino acids)
Biological process (GO): homophilic cell-cell adhesion
Cellular component (GO): plasma membrane
Molecular function (GO): calcium ion binding
Source: RefSeq, a predicted model, not a curated record
AUGUCCGUUAAAGUGACAAAGCACCAUCGAGUCGCGCUUGUGAUAUUCUUUUUUAUUACUGCAGUGUAUGGACAAGUGAGCUAUUCCAUUCCUGAAGAAAUGCCUAUCGGUUCCGCGGUUGGAAAUAUAGCGGAAGAUUUGGGUUUGGAUUUAAAAAGAUUGAAAUCGGGCAAAGCGCGUAUCUACACCGGAAACAGCAUGGAGUACAUUGAAAUUAAUAAAGAGAAGGGGGUGCUUUUAAUCAAAGAAAAGAUAGAUCGUGAGGUGCUUUGCGCAAAAACAACUCAUUGUGCGUUACACCUCCAAUUGAUUCUGGACAACCCAAUGGAACUGUACAGAAUAACUGUGGAAAUUACGGACUUAAAUGAUAACGCACCGGCUUUCAAGAAAAAAGAAAUGAAUUUUGAGAUUAGCGAAUCUGCUGUAAUAGGAGCGAAAUUCAUGCUGGAGAAAGCUUUCGACCCUGACGUUGGAAUAAAUGGCCUACAGAGAUACUCGCUCACACCUACAGAUCAUUUCAUUUUAAAAUUACACAGUCAGGAGGAUGGUAAUAAAAUUGUCGAGAUGUUGUUGCAAAAAAGCCUUGAUCGAGAACAACGAGAGAGCAUGUCGCUGUUGUUAACGGCUUUCGAUGGCGGCGAACCACAGAUGUCGGGCACGGUUAAGAUUCAUAUAACUGUACUAGAUGCUAAUGACAAUGCUCCUGUCUUUACUCAGAAAACAUACAGAGCCACUUUAACUGAAAAUGCACAAAAAGGGUCCAAAAUUAUUACUGUCAGUGCCUCUGAUGCCGACGAGGGUCCUAAUGGUAAGAUAAUGUAUUACAUUUCAAGUACAAUAAAUGGUGUGACGGAAGUAUUCAUAAUAGAUCAAGUAAGUGGUGGAGUCACACUAAACAGUGAGGUGGACUAUGAAAUGGCGAGCAAUUAUCAAAUUGAUAUUGAAGCAAAAGAUCAAGGAGGUCUCUCUGACUCAUGCAAGUUGAUCAUAGACAUAUUAGACAUAAAUGAUAACAAACCCACUAUUAAUAUACUUUCUAUGUCAAACUCCAUUUCAGAGGACUCUCCGAUAGACACUGUAAUUGCGAUGAUCAAUGUUAAUGAUCCUGAUUCGGGUGUAAAUGGUAAAGUAUAUUGUGCAGUCAAUGACGAUAUUCCUUUUGCCAUCACAUCUCCAUCAAGCAAUUUCUUCAACCUGCGAACACAACAUGAACUAGAUAGGGAGAAAAACGCAGAGUAUAAUAUCAGUCUAACUUGCAUUGACGAGGGAGUUCCCAGGCUUUCAGGCAAUGUAUCCCUGCGAUUACAGAUAUCAGAUGUGAAUGAUAACGCGCCGGUCUUUGAGAAAAGCUUUUAUGAGACAUGUAUCAUUGAGAACAUUACACCAGGUCAUUCUAUAUUCACGGUAAAGGCACGUGACUCAGAUUGGAACCAAAAUGCCCGUGUUUCAUAUACUCUGGAGGAGAGUACUGUUAAUGGCGUGUCCGUCUCAUCAUACGUGUCUCUUAAUGCUGACACAGGAGUAAUCAAUGCAAAGCGUUCUUUCGAUUACGAACAAUUAAAGGACUUCCAUUUUCGCGUAAAAGCACAAGACGGUGGCUCGCCUCCACUCAGCAGCAAUGUUACAGUGAAAAUCAUUAUUCAGGACCAGAACGACAACGCCCCACAGGUUCUUUACCCGAUACAAACUGGUGGCUCUGUUGUGGCUGAAAUGGUGCCUCGUUCAGCAGAUGUUGGCUAUCUUGUCACUAAAGUUGUGGCUGUUGAUGUGGACUCUGGACAGAAUGCCUGGCUCUCUUAUAAACUACAGAAAUCCACAGACAGGGCUCUGUUUGAAGUUGGAGCACAGAAUGGAGAAAUAAGAACAGUGCGUCAGGUCACUGAUACAGACGCUGUGAAACACAGGCUCACUGUUGUGGUGGAAGAUAAUGGACAACCCUCUCGUUCAGCUACAGUAACUGUCAAUGUUGCUGUUGCGGACAGUUUUCCUGAGGUUCUCUCAGAAUUCACCAACUUUAAUUAUGAUAUGAAAUACAACGAUGACCUAACUUUCUAUUUAAUUUUGGCUCUGGCUGUGGUUUCAGUACUCUUCAUUCUCUCCUUAAUAGCCAUCAUAUCAGUGAAAAUCUAUAGAUGGAGGCAGGAAAGACAGUUUUACAAAUCUGCCACAAAUCUUCCAGUUAUUCCAUACUACCCACCUGUUUACGCUGAUGGUACUUUACAGCGCGUGUAUAAUUACGAGAUGUGUGGAACGACUGAUUCGAGGAUGAGUGACAUCAAGUUCGUGAGGCCUUACAGUCAGAAUACACUGGUCAACGUGAGUCGUGCGGGAACUUUGAGGAGAGAAGAAAAAGAGGAGGACGAUGCUGAGCUCUCUUUAGAGGUGAGAAUUCUUUGUCCCCUUUUUGUUUGCUGGAUGUAA